AUGCAGCAACUUCCAGAGGAAAGGAGGAGUGAGGCAGCAGAGAGCCUGGUCCUGGAGGCGAGGUCGCGGGUUCGAGACCCGGUGUAUGGAAGUGUGGGUACAAUAACUCAAUUGAGGCAACAAAUAAUGGAAGCUGAAUAUGAGUUGGCCAAGACACAAGGUCUCAUAGCCUUGAGCUAUGCACAACAUUUGCAUGAACAACAACAAAUAUUUGAAGCAGAAAACAAACCCUUAAUUCAUCAAAAUCAAGAUACUUGGCAUUUUGAUCAUUCUCUAUUAUUAAAUGAUUUAAAUCAACAACAACAAAGUGAGGAUUACAUUACUUGGGGAUAA
Chenopodium quinoa (quinoa) is the source of this 333-nucleotide messenger RNA. Its product is annotated as LOB domain-containing protein 24-like. The transcript has a single exon. The record is from RefSeq and is a predicted model, not a curated record. NCBI's taxonomy places the organism in Eukaryota, Viridiplantae, Streptophyta, Magnoliopsida, Caryophyllales, Amaranthaceae. Bases 1 to 333 code for a protein of 110 amino acids.